CGUCAACCCUCGAAAGGCCCAGGAAGAAGAAGAAGAGACCCUGGGGGUGAAGAUGCAUUGAUUGGUUAUUUUAAGCAGGGAAGUUUGCCGGCGUGGUAAGCAAUCUCACUCACAUUGGUGUCCUCCGUAAGCUCUUGUUUAGCCUUCCCGCUUCCGCGCAGCCCGACCCGGCCACAGCCAUCCAGCCUGCCCCCCCUGUGUGUCAAUCUGCGCCCUGAGAGCAGCAUGUCUGAAUACGGCGCUCUGCCGACUAACGGAGUCGGCGCUGGGAUGAAAAAAGACGCUUUCGCAGAUGCAGUAGAACGAGCCAGACAGAUCGCAGCUAAAAUCGGUGGUGACGGAGUUCCCCUAGUGAGCAACAACGGAGGAGCUGAGAGCUAUCCGUUCGCCGCACAGAAACGAUCCCUGGAAGAAGCAGAUGAACCAGAUGCCAAGAAGGUUGCAUCACAGAGUGAAAGAGAUUCUGCAUUGUCUAUUGGAGCACAGCUGGCUGCCCUGUCUCAACAGAGUGUCAGGCCCUCCACAAUGACAGAAGAGUACAGAGUGCCUGAUGGCAUGGUCGGUCUCAUCAUCGGCCGAGGAGGUGAACAGAUCAACAAAAUACAACAGGAUUCUGGCUGCAAGGUCCAGAUUGCGCACGACAGCGCCGGUCUUCCAGAAAGAAGUGUUUCUCUGACAGGGUCACCAGAUGCCAUAGAGAGAGCCAAGGCACUCAUAGAUGACAUAGUGUCGAGGGGUCAUGAGUCGACCAACGGGCAGGCAGGUUCCAUGCAGGAGAUGAUCAUCCCUGCUGGCAAGGCCGGCCUUAUUAUAGGCAAAGGAGGAGAGACCAUCAAACAGCUGCAGGAGCGAGCUGGAGUCAAAAUGAUUCUUAUUCAAGAUGGAUCCCAGCCACCCAACAUAGACAAGCCGCUACGCAUCAUUGGAGACCCCUACAAAGUGCAGCAAGCAAAGGAGAUGGUCAAUGAGAUUCUACGAGAAAGGGAUCACGCUGGUUUUGGAGACAGGAACGAAUAUGGACCAAGGAUGGGUGGUGGAGGGGGAGGAGGAGGCAUUGAUAUAGCUGUGCCCCGCCACUCUGUGGGAGUCGUGAUUGGCCGAAAUGGGGAGAUGAUCAAGAAGAUCCAGAGCGACGCUGGAGUGAAGAUACAGUUUAAACCAGAUGAUGGUACAGGUCCUGAUAAAAUUGCCCAUAUUAUGGGUCCACCAGACCAGUGUCAGCACGCCGCCUCGAUCAUCACUGACCUACUACAGAGUAUCCGCGCCCGAGAGGAGGGUGGACAGGGGGGCCCCCCAGGUCCUCCUGGUGCAGGGAUGCCACCAGGUGGGCGAGGACGGGGUAGAGGCCAGGGGAACUGGGGUCCUCCGGGAGGAGAGAUGACCUUCUCCAUUCCUGCUCACAAAUGUGGGCUCGUAAUCGGCAGAGGAGGGGAGAAUGUCAAGUCCAUUAACCAACAGACCGGCGCGUUUGUGGAGAUAUCCCGUCAGCCCCCGCCAAACGGUGACCCGAACUUCAAGCUGUUCACCAUCCGAGGGUCCCCACAACAAAUUGAUCAUGCAAAGCAGCUCAUAGAAGAAAAGAUUGAGGGUCCCUUGUGUCCGGUGGGUGGUGGUCCUGGUCCAGGAGGCCCCGGUGGUCCCAUGGGUCCCUAUAAUCCCAACCCUUAUAAUGCAGGGCCUCCUGGUGGUGCUCCCCAUGGAGCUGCGCCCGGUGGUCCCCAAUUCUGUCCUCAGGGUUGGGGGAACACCUACCAGCAGUGGCAAGCCCCAGGACAACAUGACCCCAGUAAGGCGGCGGCAGCAGCAGCAGACCCGAACGCAGCAUGGGCAGCCUACUAUGCACAAUACUACGGCCAGCAGCCAGGCGGUGCCAUGGCAGCCCAGACUCCAGGAGCCCCUGCAGCAGCAGCACCAGGAGACCAGAGCCAAGCAGCACAGACUUCUGGGGGCCAGCCAGACUACACCAAGGCUUGGGAGGAAUACUACAAGAAGAUGGGCAUGACCCAGCCUGCUGGAGGGGCAGCAGCUGCUCCAGGUGCAGCAGCAGCCACAGCAGCAGCAGCAGCAGCCGCAGCAGCUGGAGGAUCUGCAGCCGGAGGCCAGCAGGAUUACAGCGCAGCCUGGGCUGAGUACUACAGACAGCAGGCCGCCUACUACGGACAGGGAGGGCAGGCGCCUGGACAGGCAGCUGCUCCACAGCAGGGACAACAGGCCCAGUAAAGAAGUGUUUUGGUCCGUUGGACGGUUAUGAUGGCUUUCUGGACUUUCUUUUUUUUUUUCCCCCCCUUGUCAAAAAAUUUCCAUUUUGGCUUUAACAAUG
Messenger RNA from Thunnus maccoyii (southern bluefin tuna), 2320 nucleotides. RefSeq names its product KH-type splicing regulatory protein. Gene Ontology annotation, biological process: regulation of DNA-templated transcription. Gene Ontology annotation, molecular function: mRNA binding. Bases 226 to 2220 code for a protein of 664 amino acids. NCBI's taxonomy places the organism in Eukaryota, Metazoa, Chordata, Actinopteri, Scombriformes, Scombridae. The record is from RefSeq and is a predicted model, not a curated record. Gene Ontology annotation, cellular component: nucleus; cytoplasm. The transcript is spliced from 18 exons.